Molecule: messenger RNA, 922 nt
Organism: Nyctereutes procyonoides (raccoon dog)
Lineage: Eukaryota; Metazoa; Chordata; Mammalia; Carnivora; Canidae
Gene: BEX3
Product: brain expressed X-linked 3
Exons: 3
Coding region: 345-683 (112 amino acids)
Biological process (GO): signal transduction
Cellular component (GO): cytoplasm; cytosol
Molecular function (GO): signaling receptor binding
Source: RefSeq, a predicted model, not a curated record
GGGGCGAGCUCCAUGGUGACGUGAAGGCGCUCACGUGACGUGGAGCUGCAGAGCGACGCAGCCUUCAGUGCAGUCGUCACUCCCGUCUGGGUACCUGCUCCCCGGUGUCCUGCGCCCGGCGGGCUGGCGUCAGGCCCGAGGAAAGCGGAGCAGGACUGCGGGCCUAGGUGUCAAGUGUCGCGGCGGCGCCCACACGGCGAGAAUCGGGAGAAGGAGGAGACAGCAAGGAUAGGCCCAGGUACCAGAUCUCUGGAUCCUGCUGCUCAGUACACCAAGCUUUCAGUCUCUCUCCUUGCCUUUGUCUUAUUUGUGUUCAAAGAAAACCAACCAGGAAAAAAAAUCUCAUGGCAAAUAUCCACCAGGAAAACGAAGAAAUGGAGCAACCCAUGCAGAAUGGAGAGGAAGACCGCCCUUUGGGAGGGGGAGAAGGCCACCAACCUGCAGGAAAUAAUAGACGGGGACAGGCUCGUCGACUUGCUCCUAAUUUCCAAUGGGCCAUACCUAAUAGGCAGGUCAAUGAUGGGAUGGGUGGAGAUGGGGAUGAUAUGGAAAUGUUCAUGGAGGAGAUGAGGGAAAUCAGGAGAAAACUUAGGGAGCUGCAGUUGAGGAAUUGCCUGCGUAUCCUGAUGGGGGAGCUCUCUAAUCACCAUGAUCAUCAUGAUGAAUUUUGCCUUAUGCCUUGACUCCUGCCAUUUUCCAUGAGAUUAAUACUGUGAUUCACAUUGUUUUUUUUUUUCCUUGCCUUUUCCUGAUAACCUUUACUGAUCCAUUUGCUGUGAACCAUAUGUAAUUUCCAUGUGUCAGGUGGGUUCUGUAUUACCAGAUUCCAAAUGGGGAUUGCCUUGGCACUCAGUCUAAGUUUCUGUCAACAGUAAAGUCACCCAAUUGCAUGGAAAAGUGUAAAGUUAAUAAAGCAAUUAAA